AUGAGGAUCCGAUGGUGGGAUAGGAGUUCAUUGAGAACAGUGAAGUCAGGUUCCGGUUGCUUCACUCUUGUCAGGCUGACUGUCCAGUUGCCGUGGAUUCCGCGGGUGAUUUUUGCGGGUGACUCAAUUCCUUUUCUUCCCCUCCCGAAAGAGGCGAAUCCCCCGCGCACUGUGGGUUCACCGGGUUUGCAUCUUCUCUCUUCUCACGGGCGCCCGGAAUCUUUCGUGCCUUCUCGCAAUCUCUCCACUGUCACACAAUUUAUUGACAGUUUAGCUUCAUCCAUUCCUCUUCCCACCCGGCUCACACGGCCGUCUCUUUCCGGGUGUCUUUUCCAGUCUCCUUGGAGCGCCUUGGAUGUUUGGGUGUCGCCCCUCUCGUCAAUCCACCUGACAUUCCUGCGCCGCUUGCAUCGCGUCGCGACACCACCUCUCUUCCUCUCACACUCUCCCCACACCACCCACUUCCUCUUCGCGAACUAUACACACACUGCGCAGUUCGUCGAACAAAACUUGAAGCACUUGAUCCUCACCCAGCGAAUCCACACGGGGAUACGCUCUCUUCUGUCAUCCCUUGAACCGAAUCGACUGAAAUCUCAUCGGACGAACGAUUACCAUCUCCAAAGAGGAAAGACCUCGACCAAACCAUAUCAUCAACAUUCGACCUUGAAAAUCUACAACAUGAACUCGCUUUACACUCUUGCCUGGGGCUGCUCCCCCGUCAAGUUCCCCUAA
This is a messenger RNA of Penicillium oxalicum, 732 nucleotides long. RefSeq lists its product as uncharacterized. The transcript has 2 exons. Bases 1 to 732 code for a protein of 243 amino acids. The record is from RefSeq and is a predicted model, not a curated record. Lineage: Eukaryota; Fungi; Ascomycota; Eurotiomycetes; Eurotiales; Aspergillaceae.